UCUCUCUCUUUCUCUCCCCUCCCCACCACUCUCUCUACAAAUCAAUGGAAGAACAUCCUCGGGUGAGGAUAGCCCUGAAAGUUAAAUUCUAUUUCAUUGUAGUCAAUGGAGUUGGGGUCCUACCCUGUUCCACAGCACAGCUGCUCUCUGCAUCGUCUACAUUGCAGCCCUUUCUUCCUCCAGAUAAUCCUCAAGGCCCGUGCGGACACGGCAGCCGGGCGCCCAUAGGAAGCGUGGGGUGGGUGCAUGGCCUCUGCUGUGGGGAGCCUCAGAGUCUGGCAUUGCAGGAUUCGGCAGAGGCAUGGCGUCGGCCACCACCAGCAAGAAGAUGCGGGAGGAGGCCACCUGCCCCAUCUGCCUGCAGCUGAUGGCCGAGCCCAUGAGCAUCAGCUGUGGCCACAGCUACUGCCAGGCCUGCCUCCUGAGCUUCAUGGGCCUGGCCUCCUCCCCACUGAGACAGCAGGACACGGAGACCUUCUCCUGCCCCCAGUGCCGGGCUCCCUUCCAGAGAGGCAGCCUGCGGCCCAGCAAACAGCUGGGGAACCUCAUUGCCGCCCUCCGGGAGCUGGAGCAGGAGCAGGAGCUGGAGCAGGAGCAGGAGCAGGAGCAGGAGCAGGAGCAGGAGCAGGAGCAGGAGCUGUUUUGCCAGGAGCACAGGGAGCGGCUGCUCCUCUUCUGCGAGGACGAGGGCCAGCUCAUCUGCUGGCGCUGUGAGCGGGGCUUGAGGCACAAGGGCCACACCACCUCGCUUGUGGAGGACGCGGGCCCCAGCUACCAGGAGCAGCUCCAGGAAGCGGUGAGGAAACUGAGGCAACUGGAAGAGGAAUGCACCAGCCAGAAAGCGUUCAUGGCCAAGCAGAUAGCCGAGUGGAAUGAGAAGAUAGAGGCUCGGAGUCAGAAAAUCCAGGAGGACUUCAAGAACCUGCACAGCUGCUUGAGUAAGGAGAAGAGGUACUUGCAAAUACUAGAGAGCGAGAAAGAGCACACACUGCGGAGACUGAGGGAACGUGAGGCCAAACUGGAGCAGCAGAGCCGGGAGCUGGAGAGCUGCAUCCUGGAGCUGGAGGAGCGAUGCCAGGGCUCUGCCCAGAAGAUGCUGCAGGAUGUGAAGGGCGCCCUGAGCAGGAGCCAGGCUGUGCGGCUGGAGACCCAAAAGGUCCUCUCCUUGGAGGUUCAGACCGAGUGUGAUGUCCCGGAGCUCUACUUUGACCUGAGGAAACGGUUGAGGAGCCACCAAAUCAGCGUGACUCUGGAUCCAGAAACAGCGCAUCCAGAACUAAUUCCAUCCAAGGAUCAGAGACAAGUGACACGGGGGGGCUGUCCCCAGGGCGCCGGGGACCCCUCUCCCCAGAGGUUCACGGUCUCGCCCUGCAUCCUGGGCUUCAUGCCCUGGCGACAGUACUUCAAGGUGGACGUGGGCGAGGGCGUGGGUUGGGACGUGGGCUGGGACGUGGGCGUGUGCCUGGAGAGUGUGCAGAGGUUCGUGGAGACUUUGCAGAAGCCCGAGGCCGGCUUCUGGGCCCUGCGGCUGUGCGCCAGGGACAGCUACCAGGCGCUGACCUGGCCUCGAACGCCCCUCGGCCUGAAGAAGCCGCCCCUGGUGGGGGGGGUUCUUAUGGACUGCGAGGUCGGGGUUGUGUCCUUCUACAACGCGACCUCGGGCUCCCACCUCUUCACCUUCCCAGGGCCUCCUUCCCCGGCAUCCUGAGGCCCUAUUUCCAGGUUUCCCCAUAUUCCCCCCUGUUCCUGCCCAGCCCGGACGAGUGAGGCGAGGAGCAGGCCUCCGUGUGGCUGAGCCAGCAGAGAGGAGUGUGAAGGCCUAGGGUGGGAUUCGGGCCUAGGGUGGGGUUCUCCAUGCUAUUUCCCUGCCCCAGAGCAGUGCUGGGCUGUUAGUGGAUCCUGGGUAUAUCUUCCUUGUGUGUGUAUGUGUGUGUGUUGGGGGGCGGGG
Messenger RNA from Pipistrellus kuhlii (Kuhl's pipistrelle), 1948 nucleotides. RefSeq names its product E3 ubiquitin-protein ligase TRIM38-like. The transcript has 6 exons. Gene Ontology annotation, molecular function: protein binding; zinc ion binding. Lineage: Eukaryota; Metazoa; Chordata; Mammalia; Chiroptera; Vespertilionidae. The record is from RefSeq and is a predicted model, not a curated record. Bases 302 to 1708 code for a protein of 468 amino acids.